UUGAGAAUGCGUCAUAGCGGGGCAGGAUGUCUCUCAGCCGACCUAUCCGGCCAGAAGGACCUGCUAUCGCUAUAUAAAGGAGCUGCUCGGCCAAGACAGCAUCAGUUUGCAGAAGCAGCACUGCCAACAAUGAAGACUGCCGUGAUCCUCGUGGUGCUUGUAGCGGCGAUCUGUCGCCUGGGGGAGGCAGUGAGGGGGCCCCGGACACCUGCGGAGCUCCUGCGCAUGUCCAGGUACCCGAACCUGCUGGGCGGUCCCACGCCCAACGACGCCGUCUGCCUGAACACGACUCGUAGCUGCGCCGACUGCACCCACGUCAACCUGUGCGCAUACGUGGGCGGCCAUUGGUCUUACCUGCAGACGUCAAGCUGCCCAGACUCCGCGCCUUUCUGCAAGGACGGCCAGUGCAUCAAGGAGGACACGGCGGGUUGUAACCUGCCCCCCGUAAGCAGCGACUUCCGCUGCUAUCCCGGCUUCGACGGCUACUACCCCUCACCCAACGACUGCGCCAAGUACUACGUGUGCUCCAACAGUGUCGCCUACGUAUACAACUGCCAGCAAGAUCACAUCUACUCGCAGGCGCGCGGCAUGUGCGUGCGCAAGGACACCGACCCCGAGGCCUGCUUCACGUUCCCUUGCACGCCCGGCGAGGUGUCAUACCACCUGUACAGGCCCGACCAGGCCAUCUACGGCGUGUGCACUGACAUGGGUGUGUCCGUGAGCAGGUGCCCGACGGCAAACUACCGCAUCGACCCGGAAAACCCUUUCAGCCCCUGCACGGCGUACUGCUCGAAACAGGGCCGCAUUCCCGACAUUGACGAUCCCCGCAAGUACUACGACUGCAACCUGGUGCCCCUGAACAGGAGGACCCCCGACUGCACUCGCUGCUCAGCGCCGGGCACACUCACCGACCCCGUGCCGCAGUACUGCCCGCCCAACACGGUCUUCAGCGCUCUGCUGCAGCGUUGCGUCGAGCCCAACCAGCCAAUUCCUUGAACUGAACCCCCUCGCUUCUUUUGAUUAAUUAUCUAAUAAAAACGUUAAUACAAUCAA
Messenger RNA from Frankliniella occidentalis (western flower thrips), 1053 nucleotides. RefSeq lists its product as uncharacterized. The record is from RefSeq and is a predicted model, not a curated record. Gene Ontology annotation, cellular component: extracellular region. The coding region runs from base 7 to 996 and encodes 329 amino acids. Gene Ontology annotation, molecular function: chitin binding. NCBI's taxonomy places the organism in Eukaryota, Metazoa, Arthropoda, Insecta, Thysanoptera, Thripidae. The transcript has 2 exons.